GGCAGCGUCAGCUGGCAACACCGGUCCGUAGUAGGCUGGGGGUCCUAAGAGGAUCCACGACAAUUUUGCUGGCCUUAGUAUUUUCCUGUAUUUUAUGCUUAAUUGUUACAUUUAGCGUUGAUUUGUGUGUGACAGACAUGAGUAUUGGACAUUUUUAAAAAUAUGGAACAAAUCGCGUCCCGUAUCGGUUCCACACGGGACGCAACAUUUAAUUGCCAAAUAAAGGACGAUUCCGUAUUUUACGGGUGGCAACCCUACUCUUGAUUUUUUAUUUUUUUUCCACUAAACACUCUUCUUCUACUUUGGUUAGGCUUGUUAAAGAACCAAUUAUUGAGUGUUAUGGUUUGAUUUUGUUUUUUACUAUAUUCUGGUAGAGUGGUUUUCAUAGUGGCAAUUCAGCAUAUACUACAAAAUAAAGGCCCUUCCUUACAGUUGGUCUGUUGGCAUUUUAUUUUGAAAGGAAUAAAGAAUCACAUCAAAGAGAUUCAUUCCAGAGCACGUCAGAGACAUAUGAAGAGAUGAUGUCAUCAGUCUUUGAUCUUAGAAGGUAUAAAUAGGCUCAGCAUUCAGACAAAGUUAGUAAUCGCCGACGAAACACAAAACAAGAAGGUUGUCAGACUCAAAGCAAUCAGACGCUUAAAAACACAGAAGAAAACAUGAGAAGGCAGAACUCUGAAGCACGUACGAUGUUAGAUGCACAAAGACCACAGAAACGAAACAUGCCGGAAUCCCAGAAAAAGGCAGAAGAUUUUAACGGUGAAAGGAGGGGUGAUGCUGGUUAUAUGUCGUACAAAUCGGAAGAAUGGUGCCGGUACUAUCCCAGUGAAUACAAAAAAGCGACAAAGGUACAUAUUAACUGUCUCAAGAUGAAACUGGAGGCAUCUGAGAAUAAACUAAAAGAACUUCAGAAAUGUUACUUUAGCACCAAUAAUUCAGGGAACAUAGACAAUCUGAUAACCCAACUGGCCGAAUCUGAGAAGAAAGUAAAUGAGCUCGAAGCCAACAAAACAAUUUUAGAGAAUACCAUUAAUGAUCUGAAAGAAAAGCAUCAUACGCUUGCAAUGGAUUCCUACAACUACAAAACUGAUUCAGAGAUCACCAUUAAUAACCUGAAGAAACAACUGGCAGAGGCUUGUUUACCACAAAACCUGCAGGAACAAAGUAGCCAACCUGCUGCAGAACUGAGUGCAGAGCCUUCCUGCCGAGCCACGAAGGCUUCACAGACUGACUUCAAAUCUGCCAAAAUGGCUGACCUUGAGCUCAAGUGUGGCAAACAACAAGCGCAGAACCAACAGCUCCAACAGCAGCUCCAGGAAUCUCAGAGACAACUGGAGGAGCAGGCAAUUCAACACAGACAGGAGCGAGAGAAAUUCCAGUCUGAAAUGAAUGAGGUAAAAUCCCUGCUCGCUAACUACAAGGACCUUCAUGCUUUCUACCUAAAAAUCAUGAAGGAGGAGAAUGAAGAAAAGAGCAGCAUGGGAACUCGACUGGAAAAAGCAGAGGCAGAGAAGGAAUUACUGCCGCAGACUGUGGAGCCUCUGCAGAAAAAGCAAGGCACAGAGCAAGGAAAGGAAGGAAAAGUGGACUUGGUGCCGCAGACUUCCUUGUCUCUGCAGGAGCCUGCCGAAGAGAAGCAAGGCAUGGAGCAAGGAAAGGAAGGAAAAGUGGACUUGGUGCCGCAGACUUCCUUGUCUUUGCAGGAGCCUGCUAAAGAGAAGCAAGGCACGGAGCAAGAAAAGGCAGGAAAAGGAGACUCACUGCUGGAAACUGUGAGAUCUUUGCAGGAGUCUUUGAAAACAAAACAAGGAAACGAGAAGAUCCUCAUCGCCAAGCUGGAGAAGCUUGAGGAACAACCCAAACAGAAGAAGAAGAAGCGCAAUUGGCUGCUUAGGCUCUUCAACAGAAACAAGUCCUAAAAAUCUGAUUUUUUUGUCCUAAAAAUCACAUUUAUACACAACUAAAUAUGUCAGUGAACGUCUCAGUGGUACGGUAACAAAUCAUUCCUUUUUUCCAUCACGCCCCCCCAACCCGCCACGGCAGAUGGCUGCCCCUCCCUGAGCCUGGUUCUGCUGGAGGUUUCUUCCUGUUAAAGGGAGUUUUUCCUCCCCACUGUCGCCAAGGGCUUGCUCAGAGGGGAUCUUCUGAUUGUUGGGGGGGCUCUUUAAACCAACCACUGAUCAGAUCACUGGCAUUAAAUUUCAGACUCAGCAAAUAUGUAAACGGAUGACUCCUCACAA
Messenger RNA from Archocentrus centrarchus (flier cichlid), 2237 nucleotides. Its product is annotated as DNA ligase 1-like. Bases 657 to 1916 code for a protein of 419 amino acids. The transcript has 2 exons. Lineage: Eukaryota; Metazoa; Chordata; Actinopteri; Cichliformes; Cichlidae. The record is from RefSeq and is a predicted model, not a curated record.